Messenger RNA from Xiphias gladius (swordfish), 1536 nucleotides. It is a transcript of the gene apoea, whose product is annotated as apolipoprotein Ea. The transcript has 5 exons. The record is from RefSeq and is a predicted model, not a curated record. The coding region runs from base 99 to 887 and encodes 262 amino acids. Gene Ontology annotation, biological process: lipid transport; lipoprotein catabolic process; cholesterol catabolic process. Gene Ontology annotation, molecular function: lipid binding. NCBI's taxonomy places the organism in Eukaryota, Metazoa, Chordata, Actinopteri, Istiophoriformes, Xiphiidae. Gene Ontology annotation, cellular component: intermediate-density lipoprotein particle; extracellular region.
AUCAAUGCCAGCUAAACCGUAUAAAUACUGGGUGACGACUUCAGUCGCUCUCAGAGACACACAUAAGGAUCACUGAGGUGUCCUUUUUUCUGGUCAUCAUGAAGAUCUUUGCAGUAAUCCUUGCAUUGGCAGUUUUUUCAGGCUGCCAUGCCAGAAACGUGCCUCAGAUCGACUGGAAGAACCCCUGGGAAAUCACCGUCGACAACUUUAAGGAUUAUUUAACGGAUCUGAGCUCGAGGGCAGAUGAGGUGGUGGGGGACAUCAAGCGCUCCCACAUCAGCAGAGAACUGGACACCCUGAUCCAGGACAGCAUGUCUGAGCUGGCCAUGUACAGGGACGACAUACAGACCAAGCUGGCUCCCUACACUCACGAGGCUAAGGAGCGUCUGGGCAAAGACCUGCAGCAGCUGGCCGACAAACUCAGCGACCACAUGAGCGAGGGCCGGGAGCAGACGGAGAAGUACGCCCAGGAGCUGCAGACCAUGAUGGAGCAGAACGUCGGCGACGUCAGGGUCAGGGUCUCCGCCUACACCCGCAAGCUGAAGAAACGCCUCAACAAGGACACACAGGAGAUCAAGAGACAUGUUGCCGACUACUUUGAGGAGCUUCAGUCCCGUACCUCAGACAACAUGGUGGAAAUGAGGACGCGUCUCGACCCUUAUUUUGCCCAGGUGCGAGACAACGUGCAGGCGAAGAUCACCACCCUGAACGACCUGCUGAAGUCACAGGUAGAGAACGUGAAGGAAAAAAUUCAGACCACGGCUGACGACAUCAAGGAGAAAUUUGAGAAAACGGCCACAGACAUGCGAUCCACCCUGGAGGAGAAGAUGGAGGAGGUGCGCAACUGGUUUCAGCCUUUUGUCUCCAUGGUCAGUACCAACCUCUAAACCCUGUAAUCAAACAGCCUGGACUGACAGUUUUAUCCACCGCUCCCUGUCUCUAAAACCACCUGUAAAGAGUUUAAAAGGAUUAGUAAAUUAAGGAUCUCACCAUUGAAAAGGAAACUCUUUGUUUUAUCACAAAUGUCCACCAGUCUAAGUGUGUCUCUCUGUCACUCAAAGCUCUUUAAUAAAAACCAGCUGCUCACAUGUGUGUAGAAAAUCAUUGGUCAUCAGCAAUGUGUUUUAAACUGUGCACAUUCACACCCUCGUCUCAAAGUCUUCUUGCCUAAAAUGUGGGCACUGUUUGCAGAUAUUAAAUGAUUAAAGUCCAGCAGGUGUCAAAUUUGAAAAUUUCACACUUUGGGGGAGGAAUGCGCUGAGAGCAACAUAUAUGGUACAGUGUAAUAAUUAAAAAAACAUAACAUAAAAUUUAACGUGAAAAUUCAACACACAGAAAAGUCAUUAUGAUAAUGUCCGUUUUUACUGAAAAAACUAUAAUAUUACAAAAGAUUUUCACAGAUCAAUAUAAAUUCACAGGAGUGUAAUUGACACUGGUCAGCUUUACUGUGAUGAUCACACAGCUGCACACAUUGAUGGAAAUUGAGAGCAUAUUAAAUUAUUAAAUAGAAGAAGUAGAUCGGGUUUUUUUUUUUUU